UGCAGAGUCAAUGCUAGAGUUUCUUUGAACUUGAAGUGCAAAAAACUACAAGUUGAAUCUUGUUUGAAAUCCAAACUCAACCCUACUCACCUGGAAGUAGUUGAUACAUCUGGAGGAUGCGGUGCAAGUUUCGUAGUUGAUAUUGUAUCAGAAGAAUUUGAAGGCAAGAGGAUACUGGAGAGGCAUCGAAUGGUGAAUGCUGCGUUGGAGGAGGAAAUGAAAGAGAUUCACACUCUCUCUGUCAAGAAAGCUGUCACCCCAGAGCAGUGGAAACAGUUGCAACAAGACUGCAACCAAGCAAAUCCUGCUGCCUAGGAUCAUGUCUUUUCA
Molecule: messenger RNA, 330 nt
Organism: Arachis ipaensis
Lineage: Eukaryota; Viridiplantae; Streptophyta; Magnoliopsida; Fabales; Fabaceae
Product: protein BOLA2-like
Biological process (GO): protein maturation; intracellular iron ion homeostasis
Cellular component (GO): cytosol; nucleus
Molecular function (GO): 2 iron, 2 sulfur cluster binding
Source: RefSeq, a predicted model, not a curated record